Gadus morhua (Atlantic cod) is the source of this 2047-nucleotide messenger RNA. RefSeq names its product cilia and flagella associated protein 184 (gene cfap184). The transcript is spliced from 3 exons. The record is from RefSeq and is a predicted model, not a curated record. The coding region runs from base 347 to 1774 and encodes 475 amino acids. Gene Ontology annotation, biological process: cilium assembly. Lineage: Eukaryota; Metazoa; Chordata; Actinopteri; Gadiformes; Gadidae. Gene Ontology annotation, cellular component: ciliary basal body; axoneme.
UUAUAACCUGACUUCGUUUGAAUUGGUAGCAUUUUAAACGUACGAAAUUAUCACAAAAAGUAUAUUCUUAUUAAACAUGUUGUGAUAAUUGUAUACGUUUAAAACGUUACUCGUUUCCUCAUGAAUAUUAAUGAGCGUUGAGGCGAGUGGUUGUGAUUGGCUCACAGACCUAACGUUUCCACGACAACUGGAGAUAACAUGAAGGGUUGUCACCCACGACUAAAGGCACACAAGAACUAAACUGACCUCGUUUGAAAAGGUGGUUUUAAAGGUAUGCAAUUAUCACAAAAAAUAUAAUACUAUUAUAGUAUGAAGUAUUUUGAACUUGCCUGACUUUUUUCAACUUAUGACCCAAAUGGAGGAAGCAGAGGGAAUAGAUAAAAAUGAAAAUGACCACAAGUUGGAGAACGAAAACUCUGAGUCAGAUAACGAGAACAUACACGAAGCACCGUUGAUCGAUUCAUCUGAAGAGCUCUUCAAACCUCCUCUCCACAAUGAGGAGGAAACGGCUAUUGAAGGAACGUCAACAGAGCCAGACACACAGUCAGGGGGUCUCGGAGCCGGCCCAGAGCACGAGGGCGGGCCUUCUGCUGCUCAGGUUACAGAAGAGGCUGAAGAGCGCAGGGCCUCUGUUGCUACGGUUACAGCAGAGGCCGAACCUACAGAACCAGGAGGAGACGGGGAACAUGAUGAUGACCGAAACGACCCGGACAUCAGCAGCGUGAGCUUGGUUUUGGAAGAUGACGACGAGGCCCCUCGUGAGACGGACCCGCCCUCCCGUGAGGACAGUGUCGGGUCCGAGUCCCCCGGGGAGGGUGAUCGGGAGACCCCCGAGCAGGGAGCCUCGAGCAACGGGCGCGAGGAGGAAGACGGCUGCGAAGAAGGGGCGUAUGCGCAACUCUAUUACCAGCUGUGCGCUGAGAGGGAAGAGAUCCUUCAGCACAGCGGGGAACUGCAAACCAAGAUCGCAGAGAACUUAGUGUUUUGGAAAGAUACCGGAGGAGACGGCCAGCCAGAAGAGGGGAUUCGGCCGUUGGAUGAGCUCCAGCAGAUCUAUGAAACCUACCUGACCCAACUGGGUGACCUCAAGAAAGCGCAGGCGGAAAUAAGGGAGUUACAGACCCAAGAGUUGCAGCAGCAAGUGGAAUCCGAAUGGCGGGAUCUCGUGGCCCUCAAACGCCACACGGCCAUGACGGCCCCGGGGCCACAGGCGGCGCGCGCCGGCGUCGACGAGGUCCUGGGGCGGGAGCGGAAAUGCAUGGACGAGCUGGUCGCCACCAAGAUGGCGGACGUCCAGUCCAAGAGGAAGAGCCGCGCCCAGCCGCAGACGGAGAGCGUGUCCGACAUGCUGCAAAUGGUAGAGCAGAGGAAGGAGAGGCAGCUGCUGGCAGAGAAGUGUGACGAGGAUCUGCGGAAGAUACGGAAGAACUAUGCAAGCACAAUGCAGGUCACGGUUCACAUCAGGGAGAGCCUCCAGUGGAUCCAGGCGGAGAACCAGGCCAAGAGCGCCCAGCUGGCCCACUGGGAGGGCCUGCUGGCCCAGAAGAGGGAGCUGCUCACGGGGGCCAAGAGGGCCUGCAGCCGCCUGCGCUCCCGAGCCCUGGACCUGAGGCAGCGCUGCGGCAUGCUGGGAAACGUGGCUCUGCUCAGAGACUUUGAGGAGCAGGUGGACGCCUGCGGACACCUGGAGGGCGACGAGGGGAGUCUCCGACAGCGCCACUCCGAGGCGGCUCUGAAGUGCGCACGCUGGAAGACGAAGCUGGGGAAGAGCUGAUUGGGGGGUGUGUGUAUGAUUACAAUUAUUAAUUAUAUAUAUAUAAUUGUUAUAAUACAUUUGUUAUAAAGCCUGUUGCCUUCUCCCUUGUUUUAGAUAGAUGGUCUGAUAGGGUAACAGGUACUUUGCAAAAUGUAAUUCACGCGUGAUAAGGAGUAUCACAACCACUAUGAUAGUAAAGGGGUAAAGUAUGCUGGGAAAAUAAAAAAACAUUAACCGAAUAGAUGUUUAUGAUGCACAAAAUCUUUGCCUUGUUGUUAUAUAUAUAUAUAU